AUGGCUCAGGCACAGCUCAGCUCCUGGCUGCUCCUGUGUGUGUUUGCUGCAUCCCAGAGGCUGACAGAUGAACACCCUCACAGCGGCACCAACAGAGCCCGUCGUGGCCCAGAGGACGCUGGCAUCAUGUUAGAGAUGCUCUGGGGAAGGCUGGAUAUUCAGGCCAACGGGACAAUCCGGCUGCGGGAUGAAGAGCUGGCCUCCCUACGCCCGGCACGGCGCUUCCUGCAGAUUUUCGAGGAGGAAGUUCCCAAAACACCAGCAGAGAUUGAGCAGCAUCUGAGAUAUUAUUCACUGACUGACACUCCCUUGCCUCCGACGGAGUUUGACCGUCUCCUUUUCACCAGUGUUUACAGUGCCUAUCAGGUUCGCUCCGUGCAGGGUCUGGAUAAAAACCCCUGGAUUGGCUUUUUCUCUCAGCUGGUUGAUGAAAUCUUUCGUGACCUGUGCAAGGGGCUCUGCCCUGCAAAUACCACUCUCCUCCAGGCUUCCUGGCCUUGGAAGGAGAAACCUUCACAUUUAGCAUCCCUGAAACAUUUAUAUCGCUCUAACCUGGCCAGGACCAAGAGAGACACCUAAUGAGGGAACCUCCGUAGCAAAGGGCACACCUGGCUUCAGUGGCCUCCUUGGUUAUUUUCAAUGCUUUCCACAGUGUGCAGGACUUUGAAUAAAUAUGCCACACCUUUUUGUUCUGCUUUCUGCACAGUGCUGGCACCCUCUCAGGACUUAUGCACAAGCUUUUAUUUUUAAAUGAAAAAAGGACAAAAGUGUAAAGAGCAUUUCUCCCUUUUCUGAUUUUUUGCUAAGUGGGCUGUGCUGAAGGGGCAGUGCUAUUUAGAUGUCUUAUCUAUCUUGAUCACUGAUGCUUAGGAGAGAUGGCAUGGAAGUAUUUUUCCAGGAUAUUAUGCUGGUUCAGCAUUAUCUUCAUUUCAGAUAAUUCAGUUCACUCUCCUUAUAUUCUCCCUGUGGUUUCAGACAAAUACAAGAUCUUCUCUCCAGCAGCAACUAAGCAGGUUUUCUUGUGUUUCAUGAUAUAGGUCACAUAUCUAAUUUCAUUUUUCUCUUCAUGUGCCAUCAUAUUUUAUGUGUCAACAGCAAUUUCCCAUCUCAUGUAUUCAUUUUCCUUUAAAAAGCAACCUGAAAUUGUAUGUAUUCCAUGAAGCUUUCUAGUAUUUGCAUAUCAUAUUUACACAUACACACAGCUUUGUUUCAGUUAUCAUUUUGGAAUAUACUUCCUGAAAUCUCAUUUAAAUUCUGAAGGAUCCUGACCUAGUUAUUUCUUCAGCAGAUUUUGCCUCUCUUCUAUAAAGUUUUUUUUUAUAGCCAUGGCAUUUUUCGAGCCAAACAUAAUAAAUGCAUAGUCUCUAUCCUCAAAAUCAGAAAUGUAAUUAUUUUACAGAAAGACAUCAUUAACAUUUGUCUGUUUUAAACACUGUGUUGUGGAAUUAAAUAAAUGUAAUUAUCUCCUCA
Molecule: messenger RNA, 1470 nt
Organism: Agelaius phoeniceus (red-winged blackbird)
Lineage: Eukaryota; Metazoa; Chordata; Aves; Passeriformes; Icteridae
Gene: FAM180B
Product: family with sequence similarity 180 member B
Source: RefSeq, a predicted model, not a curated record